Messenger RNA from Salvia hispanica, 2702 nucleotides. RefSeq names its product putative late blight resistance protein homolog R1A-3. Gene Ontology annotation, molecular function: ADP binding. Gene Ontology annotation, biological process: defense response to other organism. Lineage: Eukaryota; Viridiplantae; Streptophyta; Magnoliopsida; Lamiales; Lamiaceae. The record is from RefSeq and is a predicted model, not a curated record.
GCUCUUCUCUUUCAAUUCGAUUUUUUUCAUUAUUGUUUAUUCUCAUCCACUUUCCAUUCUUCCUUUGACUCUGCCAAAACAAACAACAAAAGCGAAUCGGAUCCAAUCCAGGUUAGAAAUGGCAGCGACGGCUUAUGCAUCUCUAGUGUCGUCGUUGAAUACUAUAGAUCAGAUCAAGAUUCAUCCUCACCUUUCCACUUGUUUCGACAACUACCAGUUUCAAUCUCUUCUAGAACUUGUUGAUUUCCUUGUCGAUUUUGUGGAGAAUUAUUCAGAAGCAGAAGAUCUGAUGAGUCGGAUCAGGGACGCAGCUCAUGAGGCUGAAGACAUAAUUGAAGUCGAAGCUGCUGAUCAAAUUCGUAACUUAUCUACUCGGAAAAGUCUACCGAUGUUGCUCCGUCGUCUUGAGAAAAUAAUGCAAGAGAUGAGCUCCAUCAAGGAAAAAGCUGUCAAGUUUAAAGAGGAAACCGGAUCACUCAGUUCCAUGCCUCCACUACCACCAUCAUCUUCACCGUCGUCGUCAGCUUCUGGUGUACCUAAGAAGACUACCAUGCUUGGAUUCGACCACUAUGUGGCGCAGCUUUUGGAUGAGCUCAUCGGAUAUAAUGGCCGUAGAACCCUCCCGAUUGUUGGAAUGGGCGGUGUUGGUAAGACCACUCUUGCCAGACAUGUCUAUGAAAAUUCACUUGUGGUAUAUCAUUUUGAUGUUCGUGUUUGGGUUACUGUGUCUCAAGAUUAUAAUGCAACUGAUAUGCUUUCACAAGCACUUUCUUGCCUGGGAUUGACGGGGUCCGAAAAUAGAACUGAUCAUGAACUAGGUGAAAAGUUGUAUAAAUCUUUGUCGGGUCAAAGAUAUUUAAUUGUACUGGAUGAUGCGUGGAGUAUUGGUGCUUGGGAUAAUAUUAAGUCUUUCUUCCCAGAAAAUGGUAAUGGAAGCCGAAUUAUUGUGACAACCCGGCAACAAGAAUUGGUUGAUUACUUUGGCUCAUCUUCACUUGCUAUUGAUUUUCUCGAUUACAAAAAUGGUUGGGACCUUUUAUAUGAAGUGACAUUCGCGGAGCAAAAGUGCCCUCCUCAAUUGGAAAGAAUCGCGGAGGAGAUCAUCAGAAAAUGCAGAGGACUUCCACUUGCAAUCCGUGUGAUUGGGGGGCUUCUUGGAAAGGCACCAAGGACGCUAGAGUAUUGGGAGGAAAUCGCGAAGGACAAGAGCUUGGUUAUGGAAUAUUCAGAUUAUCGAAUAAACGUGGCACAUCUUAUCAAGUUGUGGGUUGCUGAGGGACUCAUAAAACCAACUAAAACCCGAAGUUUGGAACAAGUUGCAAGGAGUUACAUAAUCGACCUUAUUCAUAGGAAUCUCCUUAUAGUAGAAGAAUUCGAAUACGGAAAUAUUACCAGUUGUUGCCUUCAUGAUCUAGUAAGAGAGUUGUGCAUACAUACAGCAGAGAACGAAAACUUUUAUCGUAUCCAAAGAGACAUAGGUGAGGAACGCCAAUUCAUAUUUGAUAAAAGAUCCGCAAGUUUUUAUCCUCGAGAAUCUCUCACUUCAAAAAAGCCAUCCGUCAUCACGCCUCUAAUAUUGAGCAGGCAAAGAGACACACCAUUGAGGUCUAGGUUGCUGAGAGUGCUUGUUGAUGAUCAUGAGAGUACCCUACAGGAUUCUUUUCAACAAGUUAACCUGCGCUACAUAUCCCAUCAUUCUCACCUAUCCACACCGGCAAUUCCUUUUUCAAUUUCACUAUGUUGGAGUUUGCAAACAUUGAUUGUGAAGCGUUCGUCUCCAUUCGACCUCAUCACUACUGCUUUACCAUCAGAGAUUUGGAAGAUGUCGCAGCUUAGGCAUAUCGAGAUUUCAGAAAUGAAGCUUCCUGAUCCUCCUCAAGGCGGCGUCUUUGUUUUACACAACUUACAGACGCUCAAGACAGUAGAGAUGCUCGUUUUCAGCGAGGAUGUUUGUGCCAGAAUACCCAACGUUAGAGAAUUGGAUAUCGAAUACAGAUUGGAAGAGGAAACUGAACUAGGCUGGUGCUUCCAUCUGCAUAACGUUGGCCGCUUAAGCAAGCUGGAAUCGCUAAGCAUCCGUUGCAGGGGAGGGCCACAUGUAGAGUUUGAGAACCUCAAGCUGCCGGAUUCUCUCAGCGAGCUGAAUUUAGACAAUUGUUACAUGGCAUGGAGUGGUAUGGCAAUGAUGGCUUCGUUGCCUCAUCUCCAACUUCUUCGUUUCCAUUGGAACGCAGUGGUGGGACCGGAAUGGGAGUUUGUUGAUGAGAAAUUUUGUAGCUUGAAACAUUUGAUCAUUUCUAAUUGUCAUAAUCUGAUUCGUUGGACCGUGGACAAGUUCAAUUUUCCGGUGCUGGAGACGCUUUUUCUUUCGUGUUUGCGGAAGCUGGAUGAAAUUCCUUUGGACAUUGGAGAGGUACCAACACUUGAAAAAAUAAGUGUUGUUAAUUGUUCUGAGUCAGUGAAAAUGUCAGCGAUGAAGAUAUUGGAGGAACAAGAGAAUCUUGGAAAUCAAUCCCUUCAAGUUAUAAUUGAUGGAGCGGUUUCAUAGAUAUAGUAUGAAGAGUGGUAACUGGUAACUAGUGGCAAUUCUGUCAAAAUUUUGAUAGUCUUAUAUUGUACUCAUGUACUACAAAUUGUAGAAAAUAAAUUGUAAACUUAGUAGGUUCAAUUAUUUGAAAUUGUUAGGUACAUUUAUUUCAACU